AUAUCAACGCCGUAAAGAAUGCCUUUUCAAAAUUUAAGACUCACAAUAAUGCUCAACAAAAUAUUGGGACUAGUCUCGUGCAAAUUGGUGAACGGUCAAUUUAAACCAGGUAGUAAAUGGAAUUGUUGUUUCUGUAUGUUAUGGUUCUUGUUUCAUUGCUGGUACACGAGUGUAUUCUAUCACUUGUCGUACAUCGCACCACCUGAUGUAAAAAAUCAAAAUGGUUUUGUACUUUCCAUCGUGCGAUUUAGUGCGUUUACCGUCUCGUUGCUUCCUUAUCAUUUCGUGGCUGCCUUUCGGAAUAAAGAUUUUGUGAAGUUCUCCAAUAAACUUUUAACAUACGACGAGCAGGCGGCAGCAUUGGGAUAUCAAAGGAAGGACAAACACAUAUUCAUAUAUCUGUACUUCAUGUACACGCUUACGACAAUACUGUUCAAGUCGUAUUUCAAUUUCAAUGACAUUAUGUUCAGCGAAAUAAUAUUGAUAGUAACGACGGUGUUGCAUGAAACGAUUCCUACUGUCGUUGGCACCUAUUGUGUCUUUAUAACGUGCAUAUUUUUGGAUUUGAUUCGCCAACGUUUUCGUCAUCUAAACGAGAUAAUAGUCCCUCAAGUAUCGCCAUUACCGGUGACUGGAUUGCAGGGCGAAAUCACAGUUUACCAAGUGCGUUAUUUGCACGGCGUGCUUCUCGACAGCGCCGAUCUGAUAAACAAAUUAUACGGGAUAGGCACCUUGUUCACCUUCGGGUCCAUAUUGCUAGAAUGUAUUUCUGUUUUAUAUGCGUUCUUAACAAAAGCGCAGAAAGACGGUCCCGUGAUACUGAUGGACCUGCUCUUUCAAAUCAUUUUCUUAUUCGCAAUGUAUCACUUUGCGACCUAUGAGGUAAAAAUUGCUAUGUAUUAUUUACUAUUAUUCCAGGCAAAUCGAGUUGAAAGGCGUGUAAUACAAUAUGGAUUACCCUUCUCAAACAAAAAAUAUCGUAUGGACAAAAUCGAGAUGAUGUUAUAUUUUUAUCAUAGAAGAUAUGCUUUCACGGCCGCGGAAUUCUUUGUAUUGGAUCUGACGAUAUUACUUCCGGUAAAAUCGAUUUAUUCCUCGUGCCAUUACUUAGAAAUGUCAUUUCAUAAAUUCUUAUUACAUUUCAGAUUGCUACAACGGUCGCGACAUACUUAACUUUAUUAG
Messenger RNA from Pogonomyrmex barbatus (red harvester ant), 1182 nucleotides. RefSeq lists its product as uncharacterized. Gene Ontology annotation, biological process: male courtship behavior; sensory perception of taste; chemosensory behavior. The record is from RefSeq and is a predicted model, not a curated record. Lineage: Eukaryota; Metazoa; Arthropoda; Insecta; Hymenoptera; Formicidae. Gene Ontology annotation, cellular component: membrane; neuronal cell body; dendrite.